AUGACCGCCGCUCACUGCAUCUCAUCCAGCCGUACGUACCAGGUGGUGCUCGGGGAACACGAUCGGAGCAUGGCGGAGGGGCGGGAGCAGAUUGUCCCAAUAAAUAAGGGAGACAUUUUUGUCCAUGAGGGAUGGAAGAGCUCCUCCGUGUCCAAUGGGAAUGACAUCGCUCUCAUCAAGUUGUCUCGGGUCGCUCUGCUGAACGAUGAGGUGCAAUUGGCCUGUCUCCCCCCCGCUGGGGAACUCCUACCCAACCAGUACCCCUGUUAUAUCAGCGGAUGGGGCCGCCUCACCACCGGUGGAAGCCUCCCUGACGUCCUCCAGCAGGCUCUCCUCCCCGUGGCGGAUCAUACCACCUGCAGCCAGAGGGAUUGGUGGGGCAGCACCGUGAAGACCUCCAUGGUUUGUGCCGGAGGAGACACCAAAGCCGGCUGCAAUGGUGACUCCGGUGGUCCUCUGAACUGUCAGGGGGGUGACGGCAGGUGGUACGUCACACGGCAUCGCCAGCUUUGUCUCCUCUCUGGGCUGCAACGCCCCCAAGAAGCCGACCGUGUUCACCCGCGUCUCCGCCUUCAACGCCUGGGUCAGCAAUGUGAGUAUCGCAGGGCGAGGUGA
Staurois parvus is the source of this 615-nucleotide messenger RNA. NCBI's taxonomy places the organism in Eukaryota, Metazoa, Chordata, Amphibia, Anura, Ranidae. The record is from the annotation of a GenBank genome assembly.